UACAGAGAGAGAGAGAGAGAGAGAUACCUGAAGGAGACAUGAAUCGUGUCGAGAUUCAGAUCGAAAGGGAAAUUCUUGUCGAGAACAAUGGCGAUUCAUGGUGGGUAACUGCUAUCACUGGUAGCCGCACUACCAGACAUCUGGGUCCCAUCAUCAUCACCCCCACCACCUCCAACUUCUUCUUCAAUCCCCCUCUUCCCCUCUGUUUUCCUCUCAUUUCACUUCAUGGAAGCAGCCCUAGGUUUGAUCACCAGUAGCGCCAUUGGAACCGGCACCGGCACCGGUGGCGGCGGCUCCUCCGGGGCCUCCAAUGAUGAAAAUACGCUUUCGAAGGCGGAGGAGGUGGAGAAGCAUCACGCCGAUUUGUCAUCCGAGGAGUCUUCUUUCCCUGUUGAGGCCGAGCUCGAACUAGGGCUGGGGCUGAGCCUCGGAACCGGGGUUACCGCCGGAAAGGCUAAGCACGGUGCGUGGGGCGAGCGCGGCCGGAUUUUAACGGCCAAGGAUUUUCCGUCGGCGAUCUCUCCUGGUGGGUCGUCUUCUUCUUCGCCUAGGUUCUCAGGCAGAGCUACUGCUGCUGCUGUUUCUGGUGUCAAGAGGGCGGCGGAAUGUGUUUCCCAUGACGGCGGAUCUCCUCCUCCGGCUGUCAGUCAGGUGGUGGGAUGGCCGCCCAUAAGAGCUUACAGAAUUAACAGCUUGGUUAACCAAGCUAAAAACCAAAGGGCUGGAGAAGAAAAGGAGCAACACUCUCUCAAGAACAGAUCGAAUGGUGUUCCAGAGAAGAUCCAAGAUAGCAAAAUUACAAGUGCUGCUGAUACCGAAAAGGGACCUCUUGGGUUUGUGAAAGUGUAUAUGGAUGGGGUUCUUAUCGGCCGGAAAGUGGACUUGAAUGCCCAUUGUUGCUAUGAGACUUUAGCCCUGAUGCUUGAGGACAUGUUUUUUCAGUCUGCAGGGAGCGUCGAAUCCACUGGCUUAAGUGCAAAUCAGAAUGAACAUGCACCAAAACUCUCAAAACUUCUGAAUGGUUCCUCUGAGUUUGUGCUCACCUAUGAAGACAAAGAGGGAGACUGGUUGCUUGUUGGGGAUGUUCCUUGGGGGAUGUUCUUCAACUCCGUUAAGAAACUUCGAAUCAUGAGGACGUCUGAGGCAAAGGGACUCGCUCCAAGGUGUCAAGGAAGGAGUGAGAGAAAUGGAAUCAAGCCCAUUUAGAACCAUUGUUUUAACCCUGUCCAUGUGAAGAUAAUGUGAAAGUUGGUCAACAUGAGUAGAGAUAGAAAAAGAGAGAGUGAUUUUGCUGAUCUAAUUCUUUUGCUUGUUUUUUGUUUGCUUCUGAUUUAUGGUUCUUGAUUUUUUGAAUGGUUUUCUAAACCAUUAACCCCCCACCCCGCCCCAAAUGAAAGAAAGAAAGAAAGAGAUCGUCUUAUACAGUGUUACCAUACAGGCUUAUGAACUUGGCUACGAUUACGUUUUUGGCUUAAAUCAACUAAAGUUGUUUCCUUGGCAAAGGGAAAGCUGGUACUGGUUGCGAACUCCAACUCGCUGCAUUGGUCGACUAUCUUUUUAAUGGUGCUUUCUUCUGUAUGUGGAUUUAGUCUAAUGUGAUUUGGUCGUGUUUAUAAGGUGAAGAUGGUUUCAUCUUUUGCUUGGUGUUUGUCCUUUGAACAGAAGCUUCAUUUAGAGUAAUGCUUAAUAUGUAAUCUUGUACCUUUAAAGACAAUUACCCAUGGGUUCCAUUACAUUUCAACUAUUCAACUGAGAUCGAAUGAUUUAAA
Momordica charantia (bitter melon) is the source of this 1769-nucleotide messenger RNA. RefSeq names its product auxin-responsive protein IAA13. Gene Ontology annotation, biological process: regulation of DNA-templated transcription. NCBI's taxonomy places the organism in Eukaryota, Viridiplantae, Streptophyta, Magnoliopsida, Cucurbitales, Cucurbitaceae. Gene Ontology annotation, cellular component: nucleus. The record is from RefSeq and is a predicted model, not a curated record.